Ilex paraguariensis (yerba mate) is the source of this 394-nucleotide messenger RNA. The record is from the annotation of a GenBank genome assembly. Lineage: Eukaryota; Viridiplantae; Streptophyta; Magnoliopsida; Aquifoliales; Aquifoliaceae.
AUGGCGCUGGCAGACGAGGCUUGGUACCAUGGUGGUGAAGGAGACCCUGAGUGCUCCCUAGGCAUUGAAGCAUUGCUGGAAGGGCACGCUGAUCGUGGAGAAAGCGCCGAAGUCGAGAUGACACCGGGCAAGGGCACGGGAGGCGAGCACGUCAUGACAGGCGCAGGCGACGCGCCAGGGAUAGCAUCACUGGGCACUGAUCUUGAACAGUCAAGCGCGCUAGGGGCUAGGAGCGGUCAAGCGGUGUCAGGCUCAGGGUCGUGGUUGUUGUGCGAGCCAGGUGUGGUGGCUGUGGACGCCAGGCAUGGAUUUUUGCGAGUGCUAGAGGAGGAUUUGCCGGGUAUUUUUGGUGACGAUGAUUCCAAUCAAGCUAUGGCUGAUGUGGUUCUUUUAG